AUGAAAACACUAGCAAUCUUAUCAUUGACUAGUCUGGUCUCUGCCGAAGCUGCUCCCUACGCUCAAUGUGGUGGAACUGGCUAUUCUGGCUCCACAACAUGUGUCUCUGGCUGGACUUGCCAAUAUCAGAAUGACUGGUUUAGCCAAUGCCUCGAAUAUUCUGGCAGUGGUACCACCACUCUAUCGGCAACGAUAAGUACAACUAAGUCGACGGCUACAACAAAGCUACUUUGCCGGUUCCAAUUCCUACUGGAUUGGCUUCCUCACUAA
Molecule: messenger RNA, 270 nt
Organism: Penicillium roqueforti
Lineage: Eukaryota; Fungi; Ascomycota; Eurotiomycetes; Eurotiales; Aspergillaceae
Exons: 3
Coding region: 1-270 (89 amino acids)
Biological process (GO): carbohydrate metabolic process
Cellular component (GO): extracellular region
Molecular function (GO): cellulose binding
Source: RefSeq, a predicted model, not a curated record